AUGCAUUGCGGAGUGAAACUCGGCAACGUGGGCGUGACACGUCUCAUGAGGAUUGCUUCUAGUCAGCGCAAGCGCGUGUUGUCGGGAGUGUCGUCUGGUCCGUUGGCGGAAGCAGAGGACGACAAGAGCCAUGGGAUCGAGUCUUCCUCUGCACGCAGUCGUCGUCGCGCUCUGCCCGAGGAUGGCAAGACGCUGGGAGAUUUCUUUGACGACGGCGCCGGCGUCGUGCGUGACGGUAAGGAAGAAGAAGACAAAAAGAUGAAGAAUAAAAGUGGCGAGCGGACGAGACUGCCGUCGUGGCUAAAGACGGAAAUCCCCGUCGGCAAGAACUAUGCCAGGAUCAAAAACAGUCUGCGCUCGCUCAAUUUGCAUACGGUGUGCGAAGAGGCUCGGUGUCCCAAUAUCGGCGAGUGUUGGGGCGGCGGAGAACACGGCACGGCCACUGCCACUGUCAUGUUAAUGGGCGGUGAAUGCACUCGGGCUUGUCGGUUUUGUUCAGUGAAAACGUCACGUCGGCCGCCGCCGUUGGAUCCGAACGAACCCGCAAAUACAGCCAAGGCUUUGGCCGACUGGGGAGUGGACUACAUUGUCCUCACCUCUGUUGAUCGCGAUGAUUUGGCGGACGGAGGUGCGGCCCACUUUGCCGAGACGGUGCGUGAGAUCAAGGCCCGCUGUCCCGGCAUGUUGGUGGAGUGCCUGACCCCGGACUUUAGCGGAGACCUGGACUGCGUGCGGUUGCUGGUCGAGUCGGGCCUGGACGUGUUUGCGCACAAUGUGGAGACGGUGGAGCGGCUGCAGCGGCGGGUCCGCGACCCCAGGGCCAACUACGCGCAGAGUCUGGCCGUCUUGCAACACGCCAAACGCUGCGUCGGCGGCCCGGACGGCGAACGAACGCCGCCACUCACCAAGACCUCGCUCAUGCUCGGCCACGGCGAGACGGACGACGAGAUUCUGCAGACGAUGAAAGACCUCAGGGAGAUUGGCGUGGACUGCCUGACUCUGGGCCAGUACAUGCAGCCGACGAAGCGGAUGCUGCGAGUAGCAGACUACGUGACGCCCGACAAGUUCGCCCACUGGCAGCGAGUCGGCGACGAACUGGGCUUUGUGUACACGGCCAGUGGACCGCUCGUGCGCUCGUCUUACAAAGCCGGAGAGUUCUUUAUCAAGAAUGUGCUGCAAAACCGGAGUCGAGGCGAGACGGACGGGGGUGGUGGUGGUAGCAGUAGCAGUGGAAGUGGCAGUGGCCCGUAG
Molecule: messenger RNA, 1251 nt
Organism: Notodromas monacha
Lineage: Eukaryota; Metazoa; Arthropoda; Ostracoda; Podocopida; Cyprididae
Source: the annotation of a GenBank genome assembly